Messenger RNA from Talaromyces marneffei, 1056 nucleotides. RefSeq lists its product as uncharacterized. The record is from RefSeq and is a predicted model, not a curated record. Gene Ontology annotation, molecular function: 5-amino-6-(5-phosphoribosylamino)uracil reductase activity. Gene Ontology annotation, biological process: riboflavin biosynthetic process. Lineage: Eukaryota; Fungi; Ascomycota; Eurotiomycetes; Eurotiales; Trichocomaceae. The transcript has a single exon. The coding region runs from base 1 to 1056 and encodes 351 amino acids.
AUGUCAUCCUACCCCCGCGACACUCUACAUUUCCCACCAUCAUCACGGCCGUUCCUCGACUCUUAUCUGCCUCCACUCCCAGAUGACAAGGACACCACAAAGCAAGAUGAAUUAUCCCGGCCAUUUACAACACUCACAUUCGCCACAUCUCUUGACUCUUCUCUUUCCUUAGCACCGGGUGUGCGCACUACACUAUCUGGACCUCAAUCAAAAGCAAUGACGCACUACCUCCGCUUCCGUCAUGAAGCAAUCCUCAUUGGUGUCGGGACUGCAAUCGCAGAUGAUCCCGGCCUCAACUGCCGCAUUGAAGGCGCAAGUGGAUAUGAAGAACAGACCAGCCCACCACCUGAUCCUGCCAUUCAGGCACUGGCAGUUGAGGCAUCAUCAAACUUGGAAUUGAAAGAUCUUACGAAAGCCGUCGACAGUUCGCAGGCGUCACCGGAGCAAUUACGGCCAUUUCAGAAUCAUAUUGAUCGAGUUCAGAUGGAGAAUAUACGACAACGGCAAGCAUCGUUACAUCAGCCGAGGCCUAUAAUCAUUGACCCAAAUGCCAGAUGGGAGCCCCGUGAAUCUCGUAAGAUCAUUGCAUUAGUCAAACAGGGCAAAGGUAAAGCGCCGUUCGUCAUCAUAUCAAAAUUAACGUCUCCGCCUGAUGAAGCUCGAGAGCUUCUGGAGAAAUACGGCGGAAAAUACAUUGCCUUGGACACAGUUACCAGCAAUAAUCCUGAUGAUAGCGUGGACGCUGCGCAUCAACACUUUGACUGGAACGUCAUUCUCAACGUCCUAGCAACAAAAGAAAACAUCAAAAGCAUAAUGAUCGAAGGCGGCGGAUCGAUUAUCAACUCCCUUCUUUCAGAACAGCGGUAUAGUGCUCUGAUUGACUCGGUCAUUGUGACUAUUGCCCCUACCUGGCUGGGCCAAGGGGGUGUGGUAGUAUCGCCUCAGAGACGUGUUGAUAGUUAUGGAUGUGCGAUACCCGCUUCAAGACUUACGGAUGUUAAAUGGCAUCCGUUUGGGGAGGAUGUUGUAUUGUGUGGCAGGAUUAAAAGGUCUUGA